Molecule: messenger RNA, 900 nt
Organism: Lolium perenne
Lineage: Eukaryota; Viridiplantae; Streptophyta; Magnoliopsida; Poales; Poaceae
Source: RefSeq, a predicted model, not a curated record
AUGGCUGCUGAUAUAUUCGACGAGUAUCUUCGAAUGGGUGAGAGCACCUGCUUUGAGUCCAUGUACCGGUUUUACCGAGCUGUGAUUGCCGUGUUCGGAAAACAUUCCUAUAGGGAGCCAACAGUUGGGGAUACAAGGCGGUUGUUGUCUAUCAAUGAGUCUAGAGGGUUCCUAGGUAUGAUUGGCAGCAUAGAUUGCAUGCACCGGGAGUGGAAGAAAUAUCCAUUUGGAUGUCAGGGUCAGUACAACAGUCAUGCAGAGGGAUGCAUUGUCAUUCUUGAAGUAGUGAUAUCUCAAGAUGUAUGGAUUUGGCUUAUGCAAGGCAAAGCUUCCCGGGUGAGCUACGAGAUCAAUGGAAAUGAAUAUAAUAAGACAUAUUAUCUUGCUGAUGGUAUCUACCCUGAAUGGGCCACACUGGUGAAGCCUGUCCGUAAUCCAAACACGGAAAAGGCCAAGAUGCAAGAUGCUUGCAAGAAAGAUGUGGAGCGGGAAUUUGGUGUGCUCCAAGCUUGUUUGAAACAUCCAAAUUCAUGUGAACGCGCAAAUGUGUCGCCCCAGUGGAGCCACCCUCAGGAUCUCCAACCGGCCUGCCAUUCAUCUCAAGCCAUGAUCAACCUAUCUUUGCCAUCGGACACCGAUAGCGAGGGGCAGCCGCCGAAAUGGCGGCAUUGGUGGGAUAGAGCUGCCACGCCGAGCAGCUCUAGCUCCCCGCCGAUGGAUGACGAGGAGGAGGAUGCCAUCGUUGAUGACGGGCAUGAUGAGGAGGGGGAGGCCAUCGUCGAGGAGGGGGAAGUUGUUGGUCACGACGACCGGGACGAGGAGGAAAAGGAAGAGGAUGAAUAUGCAAGGUGGACACGGCUGGAGGCGGAGGAGGCGGCCGAGGAGGCGGUGGCGACAUAA